Aricia agestis (brown argus) is the source of this 1312-nucleotide messenger RNA. It is a transcript of the gene THG, whose product is annotated as probable tRNA(His) guanylyltransferase. Gene Ontology annotation, molecular function: magnesium ion binding; tRNA guanylyltransferase activity. NCBI's taxonomy places the organism in Eukaryota, Metazoa, Arthropoda, Insecta, Lepidoptera, Lycaenidae. Bases 361 to 1296 code for a protein of 311 amino acids. Gene Ontology annotation, biological process: tRNA modification. The transcript has 2 exons. The record is from RefSeq and is a predicted model, not a curated record.
AGCGUCAAAGCAAGCGCGCUUGAAAGAAUCGGGAUUUCAUUCGUUAUAACGUAGCGUCAAAACUAGCGCGCUAGAAAAAUGUAGCAUAUUCCAUAAUAUAGCGUGUUAUGAAAAUAUAGCCGUUAGGAACACCAUUGCUCACUAGCUAGUGCCAAAAACAAAAAAUAACAUUGUAACCGAUUGUAACCUAAUUUAUUUUUUCUACAAGAAAUAAACUUCCAUACAAUAAUUAUCGAUGGCGUUAUAAAUUUUUAUUUAGAAGACAAUAGCUAUUAAAUGAAGUAAAAAAAUAUAUUACGGAAGAGUGUUUGCAGCUUUGCAUUUUUAUUGCAAAAAAAUUUGAAAGAAGACUUGAAAUAAAUGUUAUCUAAUAAAAUAUCUCCCAUUACACGCUUCAUUUUCGAGAGGACCAAAAGUCUAAACAACCUCACUUUAAAAAUGGCUAAAAGUUCCUAUGAAUAUGUCAAGAAAUUUGAAUUGGAUGAUACAAUACUCCCAAACACUUGGAUUGUUAUAAGACUAGACGGUAAAUGUUUUCACAAAUUUUCAGAAGUACAUAAUUUUACUAAACCGAAUGAUAUAAGAGCUCUCAGAUUAAUGAACUAUGCUGCAUUUAAAGUCCUGCAUGAUUUUAAUGAUUUGUUGCUUGCCUUCGGUCAAAGUGAUGAGUAUUCUUUUAUUUUCAAGAAAGAUACAAAUCUAUACAACAGAAGAGCGUCAAAAUUAUUAACAACAAUAAAUAGUAAAUUUUCAACAUCCUAUGUAUUUUAUUGGAAUAAAUUUUUUGAGAAGGAAUCUCUGAAAUAUCCACCAACAUUUGACGGGCGAAUAGUAAUAUACCCAUCUGAUGAAAAUAUUAUUGACUAUCUCAAAUGGAGACAAGCAGAUGUCCACAUAAAUAACCUGUAUAAUACAACAUUUUGGGCACUUGUUCAACAGGGCAACCUUACCCCCGUCCUGGCAGAGAAGCGUCUUUGUGGAACCGUGUCAUCAGAUAAAAACGAAAUCUUAUUCAAAGAAUUCAAUAUAAAUUACAAUAAUGAGCUUCCCAUAUACAAGAGAGGAACAUUAAUGUUAAGGAAAAAUGUCUCAAAUGAAGAUGAGAAUAAAUAUGCAAAUGUUAUUGUUGAUGUUCAUGAUGACAUGCUUAAGGACAACUAUUGGAAAGAUCAUAGCACACUUUUACUACCCAAUUGCAAAAACUCUAUCAGUCAUAAUGGACCACUCACAGACCUUAUAAAAGAACAAAUAAUAGCAAAAAAUAAAUUAAAGAAUAAUAAUCAAAACAAGAAAUAAAACAAAUACUCUUAAA